AUGGCGUCAAUACAAACUUCAACUGCUUCAGUUUCGCAACUAGCUGCACCAGUUGCCUCUGGAGUUAUGAUAACUGAUAGUGUUCCCAGCAGGAAACGGCACCUGCAAAAAGGGGUUUCAGUUUCUACGCACAGGACAUUAUCGCACAAAAGAUCAAGAAUAAAUUUCUCUAGCACACUAUAUUCUCGGUUGGUCAGGUCGGCUCUCGAUUCCUUAGAUAAGAGGGAUACAUCCGCAAUCGAUCAGCUUACAUCACAGAUAUUAUUACCUCCAACUAGUCCAGAUUGUCUUACAACUGAGUCACUCACUACAAUUCUAACUGUUCUUAGUCAGCAUGUUUCCAGACUAGAUAACCGGGCCGUCACUCCGCUAAUACAGGCAUUACUCAAGUAUGACUUUCUUUCACAUCUGUCGGAUACGCAAUUCAUAAAGAGUUAUUCAACGUUUCUCACCGUUUUAGUGUCUGGUAUGCCAAAGUGGUUCAGCAGUAUCUCAAAAAUUUUAAUUUCGUCAUUCACUGUGAAGUCUGAGAUCGAACUUCAGCCCAUUCAUAAAACCCUCAAGUAUGUGAUACAGAUCAGUCCUGCCUCUUUCAGUACCCUCCCGUUGAUCCUAAGACGGAAUUUCCCGAACAAAAGUGCACCAAAGGAAGAUAUAGUGCAUUACAUGGAAAACAUAUUAUAUAUUUUGACAUACUGCAAUGAUUUGAGAUACACCGUGUGGUCUCUCAUCGUUGAGAAUAUUAUCAAGUUGGACGUUGAGUUACAAAACGAAAUUGAUGACGUGGAUGAUGAAGAUUUGAAUGCAGCUUUAGAGAACGGCAGUGGAGAUGAAACGGAUUCUGAUAGCAAUAAUAAUAAUGAUGACGAGGGAAACGAAACAAAUUUCCCUGAACUUGCCAAUGAGCAUCUUCUUCCACAAUCGCCAAACUUAAGCGAUAAAGAGGAUGCUGGUUAUGACGCUGAUUAUAAUGAAGAGGAAGAAGUUGAAAGUGAGCUUUUGCAUGAGGAAGGUGAUGAUGAAGAAUAUAACCUGGAGAUAGAAGGGAUAACGGACUUAUCGUCAAAAUUGGAUGCAGUAAUGCAGUUAAUAUUCAAGUCCACAGAAAAAUCGUUUACUGAGAUUGGAUUGGAGGAAGGCAAUGGAAUAACACUAUUCAAUACCCUAAUCUCGAUCUUUAGGACAUUCAUUCUACCCACACAUUACACCAGAUGUGUGCAAUAUUUGAUGUUUCACAUGGUUCAACAGCAGUCAGAUCUUACUGAUUCUUUUCUUGUAAUGCUUCUGGACGUCGUUUUUAACUCUAACGAGAUUGCUUCGAACCGUAUUAAGGCCAUGCAAUAUGUGUGCUCAUUUAUGGCUCGUGCAAAGUCUUUAACUAGGGGUCAGUUGUUGACUGUAAUGAAAUACCUUAUGAGUUGGUGUAAUGAAUAUGUCACCGAAAGGGAGAAAGAGGUCGGUACCGGCAAAGGUGGAAUGGAAAGGUUUGCCAUGUUGUAUUGUGUUUUGCAAGGUUUAAUGUACAUUUUCUGCUUCCGCUUUAGGGAUUUGAAAAAAGAGGAUAAUGACGAGGAAUGGGAAUUAAGAUUGGAUAAAUUUUUUAAUAAGAUGAUAAUGUCUAGGUUCAAUCCUCUCAAGUUCUGCAAUGAGACAGUUGUUUUGAUAUUUGCCAGAAUAGUGCAAAAGGUGGAUAUGUGCUACUGCUUUUCAAUAAUCGAUAAGAAUAAAAGGGAAAGAUUGAAUGGUAUAAGGGAUGCGACAGCAAAUAGCGAGUCCUCGCUGAAUAGAUUUGAAAGAAAGCAAGAAUUUUUGGAUUUAGAGGCGUACUUCCCAUUUGAUCCUUUGAUGUUGAAAGAUUCGAAAAAGAUAAUACACCAGAAUUACAUUGAUUGGCAAGAUUUCGAUGACAGUGAAGAUAGUGAAUGA
Molecule: messenger RNA, 1926 nt
Organism: Brettanomyces bruxellensis
Lineage: Eukaryota; Fungi; Ascomycota; Pichiomycetes; Pichiales; Pichiaceae
Exons: 1
Coding region: 1-1926 (641 amino acids)
Biological process (GO): transcription initiation at RNA polymerase I promoter
Cellular component (GO): nucleus
Molecular function (GO): RNA polymerase I general transcription initiation factor activity; RNA polymerase I core binding
Source: RefSeq, a predicted model, not a curated record